Molecule: messenger RNA, 827 nt
Organism: Trichoderma asperellum CBS 433.97
Lineage: Eukaryota; Fungi; Ascomycota; Sordariomycetes; Hypocreales; Hypocreaceae
Source: RefSeq, a predicted model, not a curated record
GGCGCUCUGCCCGGCGCUCUCUCUGCGCGAGUCCGUGUAUCGCUGCUGCGUCUGAUGCCACCCAAUGCAGCCCGCCUGCUUCUCUCCGCUACCUGCGCUGUACCUCGUGCUCGACGCACCCAAGGCACACCCGCUGCUGGUAUCGAGUACCUGCAGCGCCCAAAGUGUCUCGACCGCCUGGCGCUCUCCUGCUGCUUCCCAGCAAGGCGGUCGGUCAUCUGCAGCGCCAACUGGCUGGGCUUAUACACCAACAAUGUAUGUACGUUGCGCGUUGGCGGACUGCCGCGGCACCAUAUAACUGGCCGCCCGCCGUCGUUUGCUUCUAUUUCCCCCUUCUAUCCUACUCGCAUUUACAUACAAACUGUCCAUCUUGCCCAGCAACACUUCAUCGCUCGUCUUUCUGACCGACUCUCCUUAUCGUUGUCGUCUUCCUCUUCAUACUUUUCUCUCUCUUAUUUCUUCUUCUUCUUCUUCUUCAUCUUCUUCUUCAUCUUCUUACUUCUCAUUUUACACCUUACUUACAUACCAUUUAUUAUAAUUCUCUACUUGAGCACCGUCCUACGACCUUCUUUCCCUCCUUUUCUCUUCUUCUACAUUCGACUUGCGCCGAUAUUGAUAGCCCUACAGCUGCUGCUACCACCAUCAUAAGUGGCUGCACAAACAUACUGCUGCCUAUCUGUCCUGCUAUAUAUACCCUGACACGGAGCUCUCAAUCUCUGCCCUAAUCACUUACACGCUCUCAUACUGUCGACGUCAGCCAUUCACUACGUGCUUGGCCUACUAUUGCUGCCACUCUGCUGCUGCUCCUGCUGCCGCUACAUAUCUAC